This is a messenger RNA of Trichoplusia ni (cabbage looper), 4561 nucleotides long. Its product is annotated as NCK-interacting protein with SH3 domain. Gene Ontology annotation, molecular function: Arp2/3 complex binding; protein binding. The record is from RefSeq and is a predicted model, not a curated record. Bases 140 to 1999 code for a protein of 619 amino acids. The transcript has 10 exons. Gene Ontology annotation, biological process: endocytosis. NCBI's taxonomy places the organism in Eukaryota, Metazoa, Arthropoda, Insecta, Lepidoptera, Noctuidae.
UUAAAAUGUCAGCUGUCAACUGUCAAAAAAAUUGAUUUGUUGUUUUGAUUGCUGGUCUGAAAAAUACGGAAAUGUAUUGAAACUAAACACAAAUGUAUUAAAAUCGAAUAAGAGUGGCUGUAUAAAUACAUUAGUAACAAUGGGUGAUGGUAUAAACUCUCUAGAAGAUCAUGAAAUGCUCAAAGCUCUGUACGACUUCGAGGCAACAUUGGCCAAAACGCUCACAUUUACGGAAGGAGAAUUUUUCUUUCUUCAGCAGAGCAAUGCUAAGCAAAGGAACUGGUGGCAUGUCGUUAAUAGAAAAGGUCAAGUCGGCUUCGUGCCCUCGAAUUACGUCGCGGCAGUCAAGGUUGAGCCAGAAUUUUAUCUGGCGUUCCUGAACGAUUGUAUUAGGAAUAUAAGUGAGAGUAAUUCGAUGUCGCAGAAGCAAGAUUUACUUCUGAAGUUGAGUGAGAAGAAGAAACAGCUUCAGAUAACUUUGAAGCCGCAUGGGAAGAAGGCACCAGCUCCCAAACCUCCGCCAAGGCUUGACGACAGCACUCCACCUAAUGGUGUGUCACCAUCUUUUGAUUUGAGACCUGUAGUUUCACAGCAGCACAUCAGUGAAGAGAGAGAGUCUUCACAGUCUCCAACAAAACCUGCUAAUAGUGUUCUUAAAGAUGAUGAGGAAGUGAGAAAGAAACCAAAUGUUGGCAAGACCUCGUCUAACCAGGUGUCGUCAGACACAGACAAUCAAGAUGACAGCCAGGACAGCAGUGAGAGCAUCAAGCCAAAUGCUAUUUAUGAAAUUGUUCAAGCUGUGCGGAAAGAGACACAACUUAGCCAUGAAAUGUCUAAAGUGGCUGUUGAAACUGUACUAAUAUCUUUAAGAGAAUUUCUACCAGGUGGCGCUGCAAGAUCUAUCAUAGAUGCUCUGCUCCGUGAAGCCAAUAGUAACAUCACAUGUCCAAAGAAUGCCAUAGACGCUGCACCGGACGCCUUGCGUAUGAUGACAGCUCUCAACGCUCUCUCGAAGGCAGCUAACGACGCGCAGCAAAGAGGCUGGGCCCUCCAUGAUGAUGCCCAUGACAUACAAACGCAACUGCUCGAGUUAAUCUCUGUUAUGUCGAAUGCGGAUGUGAACAUUUCCCAGCAUGUUCUGAGCAGCCACAAGUAUGUGUAUGUGACAACCCUAGUGCAGUAUUAUCAGAUGGAGACCAGGUGGCCAUUACGGCAGCUGCUGUUACAGGCGUUUGGCGUGAUGUGUGGGUUGGAGAGGACAGCCCUCGCUACGCUAGCGCUGUCGGCUUUGCCCGCGGAGAUAGCGCGGGACAUGCACGACAACCCCAGGGCCGUCAGCCGACUGUCACACUCCGCUUUACUCCUCUCCAUGGUACUUUCUAUGGGGGAUAAACUGCCUAUCACGCAUUUUGAACAACUUGGUGUGGAGUUCGCCCAAUUCGUUUUGGAGCUGAUCGAGAAUCCGCCAGAGACGGAUGUCGACGAGCAGAUCCCGGAUCUGUUCCUGACUCUACUCCUGGCUUACAACCUGCAGUUCGAAGAUCCAUAUGAUAACAUCCUACUGAACGGCUUGGAGACCAGGGACAUUGCUAAGACGUUCUGCGAGAAAGUUCUUUUGCUUCUCAAUCGUGAAGAGGACCCGGUCCAUAUUUUCGACCACGAACCGGCGCCGGCGCAUUCUGUGUUGAAGCUUGCGAUUGACGUGUUUAGCCGCAAGAAGACAGCGGAGCAUUUCUACACCAAUGAUGUGAAGGUCGCCAUCGAUAUUAUUGUAAGGCAGUUAGCUGACCUGUCUCCCGGAGACUCGCGCCGUGAACAAUACCUACGUAUCCUACAAGGCAUUAUUCGGAAUACCGACUACGGGGCCCACGUGCAUCGUCGAGACGACCUCCUUCGUUGCUUCGCGAGGAUCUUCUGCGAGGAGGGAGACACCAGCCGCGAUGACCAGACCCUGGUUAGGGCCAUCUCUAACGAAUUCCCCCAAUACUUCAAACCUUAAGACCAUUUAUACGUCAAACAAAUUGGCUCUGAUCGAAAAAGGUUGUCAGAUAUCCCGAGAAAUUAUCUGUGGCUAAAUGAAGAUUACGUGGAGAUUUUUUUUUUAAUCUGUGAGUUGUAUUUCUUUAUUUAAAAUUCAAUUGUUAGAUUUUGCUUUUCAUUUUUUUUUUAAACGAACGUAGUGUUUUUUUUUUGGUAACUGGCAAUUGGAAGAAGUUUUUGAAUCUGGCAACCUGAGUUAAGGAUUAAUCUCUUUUUGUCUAUGAGAUUGAAACUGUGUUCAGAUGUAGGUAUCGCGUGGAAGGCGCUUCGGCUGUGUCUAUGUUAAGAAGUUCUGAUAAUUGCGUCUUGAAAUGGAUCUAGGUAUCACGGCUAGUGUAAUCAAUAUCUUUUACCGUUUGCUUACUGUUUAGGGCCAUUGGUGGGACGUAAUAGGUGUCAGUAUAUUAUGUUAUUUGGUCGCCAUGGUUACGGAAUGGUGGUUCAUAUUUCCCACCGAAUAAACUAAUUAAACAAGCCAUUUAAUACAAGAUAUAGUAUAUGAAUGCUGUUAGUGCUCCUGUGUGUUACACGUGUUUGAAGUCAAUAGAUUAAUUAGUUAAAUACAAGUAUUAAAAGUAUGCUUAUAACGACGUAAUUCCGAUUUCAUGCGAAUCAGAUCUCGCGAUAUACGUAAAUUCUUCUCGAUAUUAAAAUUAAAUCUAAGCUUUCUGUGUGGCAUUACAGCCAACAUAUUUAAUUCAUUGUUUAUUAUAAUGUAGAUUAAAAUUGUUGCACAAUUUAUAGUACCUAUAUUUUGCAUGGCAACUUAAUCGCACGUCUAACCACAAUAGUAUAGAGAAAAUCGUGUAAAAAUCUAAGUAUUCAUAUUUAAUGUUAUUCAUUCUCGUUAAAUAUCUGUCGUAUAUCUUCUAAGAUUUAUUGUCUUAGAUUACAUAUAAAUUUUAAAGUAAAAUCAAUUCGAAAUGUAUUUAUUAAUCAUCUUUCUAUAAAUUAACAGUAUUUACACUGCAUUUAAAUCUUAUUUUAUGUACCAAAAAUGUUGAAUUACGUUACGUAAUUUAGCUUAGGCUGUAAGCAUUUAUUUUACUAAAGUGUGCUGUUGAAAAACUUGUAAGAGCUCUGUUUAAAAGUAAGCGAAAAAAAAUAAGUCAAAGUCCCAUUCUAAAAGCCACUAUGCCAGUUCUCCUUAAGCUAGUCAUAUAUACCCGUAAUGCAAAUGUAUCAAAGACGUGACAAGACCAGACAAUGUGACUGAUUUAUAUCAUCAAAAUCGAAUAAGUCUCACUUAUCUACAUUAACUUACAACAGACACCUUAACAAGUUUUUUAAACUUAUCUGUAGUCGGCCAUUAGUCACCAAAGAUAUUAGAGUUUCCUUACAAUCCGCUCAUUUGACAGUCAAUUAAAUGCUUUAAAAUAAGUAUGUCCGGUCCAAAACGCAUGUUAUGUAAACAUUCCGCUAUUUUAAAGCUUUUUAAUAAGUGUAAAUUUUCGGCCUAAAACUUGUUUAUUUCCAGUUUUGUGGUACCUACUGAUUUUUAAGCUCUUUAUGUUAAAAAUAUCAUAUAAGUGACUUACACUCGCAUAUUAGUCCAAUUAAAUCGAGUCCAGGUUUCAAUCGAAUUGAGAUUGAGUAGUGUGAAACCCGAUACUAGCGCCAAUGCGUGGCACAAAUUGGAACUACGCGGCAAAAAUUGGGUGACAGCUACCGACCGACAUUAAUCGAUCACUACUUGAUGUUGGUUUAAUUCGAUUUUCCAUUUCAUUACGAAUUCGAUAACGAAAUCUAAUUUGAAUCAAAAAAGUUUCGAAACUUAAGCCUGAAGUUAAAACUGAAUAAUUGUAUAACAGUGCCAAGAGUUAUAUUUUACUAAGUCAAGCAACUCCUAUUAGUGCAUACUAAUUAUAUUUCUGUGUAGAGUUGUCAUUGUACUCUGUAUGUUCGUCCUUAAGUUAAAAAAUAGCAAUAAACUUUACGUAAAAGUUUUAGAGGAAUGUAGAUUGCGUUGCGAUAAAUUAUAUAUAUUAGUAUAUUUUUUCUCUUAUAGUACUGUAUCGGCCUAAUUUCUUCAAUAAAACAUGCGCACGUACUUAUAGAAAAGAGAAUAUUUUUCUAGUCGUUAUCAUAAAUGAUAUAAAAUUGAUAUUAAUUGAAAUUGCUACUAUAGUUUUGGGAUGUUAUAUAUUAAGUCAAAUUCUAUCACAAUUCACUAGCAGCUACGGCUCAUUUUGACGAUGCCAGAAAUAUUGUGUAAGUUGUGAUACAUAGCCGACGAUAAUUUGAGACUAGAUGGCGUUGUGUGAAUGUUGUGAAAUAUUGUAUUAUUAUUAUAUAUCAUGUUAGAUCCCUUAGUUGCGCGCCUGCACAAUGUAUUGCAACUUGCAUGGUAUUUCUCGCAUCGUCUAAAUGGGCCUUUAGUUAUAAAAUACUUAUAUUUUAGUAAUUCGGUAGAUAAACUUCAUUCAAAUACUCUUUAGUUAUGUUUUCGACUUAUGUAUGAAAUCAGUUGCAAUAUACAUGGUGUGUCGUUUUAACGAGUAUUUAUUGUGGAGUGAUGAUA